This is a messenger RNA of Melampsora larici-populina 98AG31, 7244 nucleotides long. RefSeq lists its product as uncharacterized. Bases 1 to 6873 code for a protein of 2290 amino acids. The transcript has 13 exons. The record is from RefSeq and is a predicted model, not a curated record. Gene Ontology annotation, cellular component: CCR4-NOT core complex; P-body. Gene Ontology annotation, biological process: nuclear-transcribed mRNA catabolic process, deadenylation-dependent decay. Gene Ontology annotation, molecular function: molecular adaptor activity. Lineage: Eukaryota; Fungi; Basidiomycota; Pucciniomycetes; Pucciniales; Melampsoraceae.
AUGAUACCUACUCCUACCCCACCUCCCGGUCUUUCUGUUCUAACGGCUCAACAACAAAGAGCAAACGAAUUAACCAAGAUUGCCAAAACUCAAAUCGUAUUCAAAAUCGGUGGUCUCACUGAGGAAAACUUUGCUUAUGCUCAACAAGAAAUUCAAGCUGUUGUUCGUCAAAAUCCAGGUGAUACAGACUUGUUUUACAUCCAACGUCUUAUUCACGCUUCAAUCUCAGCUUUAGGAUUUCAAUCUUCACAUAAUCUCUCCUCUGGUCUAGUCCUCAACUCACCAUCUCAAUCCCAAUUGGCUCUAAGGCUCUUAACUUCUGAACUCAAACUCUUGGCUCGUGAUCCGUUUUCAUCCAACAAGUUUGCAACUGCUCUAGCAGCUGCACUUCAUGCUGGUGAUGCAUUCGAAUUACCUCCAUUCAUUCGAGCUACCUCAUUAUCACCACUCGAACGAUUACUCUUACUUCCACCUUUAUUAGGACUUCUUUCUCUUACACCACCUCCACCUCCACCUACAGCUCCUCUUCCACCCGGUUUACCACCUCCACCAGUCUCGAGUCAGUAUCAACAUCCAGCGCUUUUAGCCAAAAAGCGACAAAUCGCUCGCGAUGCUGUUCAAAGCUUACGUGAAACGAUCGGUGCUGCACUUCAUAGCCUAUCGAUCCCUGUCACGCCAUCAACACAAACCCCUUCUCCAUCUGCUGCUAACAACAACAGCAAUAACAACAAUGCAUCAGAUGAACAAUUACCCGAACUAACUGCUAUUCAACUCUCAAAGCUACUCGCCAUCAUCAUCUCUGAUACCACCGUUCCUGCUGCUGUUGCAUCUGAGGAACAAGAACAAGAACCUGAAUGGCUCUGGACACCUACAGUUCAACGUGCUGCUGUACAAGCUCUAGUGUCUCGUGUCGGACAAGAGUUGGCAUCUCAGAUCGCAAAUCAUUGUCUUUCAGAAGCUCGAUUCCCAUCCAAUCCCACUCCAAUCUCACUUCUUUACCGAAUAUGUUCCGAUCCAACGAUUUGUACAGCUGAUCUUUGUAAAUCAGUUCUUAUCAAAACUGGUCGAGCUCAUCCAAAAGGUACACCUGAAGGAGAAGUCAGCGAUCAAUUACGUGAAUUGAUUCUUCUAGCUACCAAAUAUGGAGCCGAGUUUCAUAUCGACCAUGUCUCUUGGAUUCGUGGUGUUGGAGAACUUUACUCUAAUCGAAUCCGUUGGUCAGAUGUAAUCCAAUUAACCUUUGAUCGACCUAAUGGAUCAACUUUACCUGAAGCAUGGGGAUUACGCUUCCUUGCCAAAGUUUUAAGUUUGGCACCAUCCCUCACACUUUCCUCAUCCGAUACUACCGGUACUUCUCAAGCACCGGAAGUCUCUACCCCUACUUCUACCUCGAGUCAUAGCGCUGCAGGUAGCACUCGAUCGGAUGCUCCUCCUACUGAACUUGCACCUUCAUCGACCGAACCUACUCGAACAUCUACCAGUCGUUCAACUGCUGCCAUUUCAAGCUUGUUUGAACGAUGGCGUAGUCCGCUUGCCAAGGUUCAACUUAUCGAUCGACUUCUCUCUCUUCCACUUGACGCCUCUCCCUUCCUACACGCUCUCAAACCCACUCCACUCUCUCCAAUGGUCGGUCCAGCUUGUCAUAGACUGGUGGCAACUGAAGAAGUAGCAUUGAUGGGAGCUUCAGCCACCAUUCGACUUUUAGCCAAAUCAGUCGAAAUGAGCGGUUGGAAUGUAAAGGAACUCCUGUGCGAGAUCACUUCACUUCUUGGUCAAGCUCCAGUCCAAGAGCCUGGAAUCCGUCUAGAGGACGGUGAGGCCGAGAAAGUGAUUGAGAAAUCAUCAGAGAUCAUGGAACGAGCGUGUAAAGCCAAUCCUGAGUUGGUCAUGAUUGCUCUCAUUCAAGUCGAGCGACCAUGGGGUGUCUUACACAAUGAUCUAGCAUCUCAAUUACUUCAAUCUUUCCUCACUGGUCAUCCAUCUCAUCAACUUGUCUUCCUUAGAAUCUGGCAACUCGAUCCUUCUUUUCUCAUGGCUGCCUUGCGAGAGUUUUAUGAGUCGAACGAAAUGAAUGUCACUCGAGUACUAGAUAUUGCUCAAGACCUUAAAAUUCUAGAACAAGUGUUGAAUUGCCAACCAUCCGUGCAAAUGGUUCUCGAUCUUGCUUCAUUAGCCUCAAGAAGGGAAUACCUCAACCUAGACAAAUGGCUCGGUGAUCGGCUCAGUUCAUAUGGUCGAGGAUUUGCAAACGGAUGUUUAGAGUUCUUGGCAAAAAAAGUAUCACAUGACCUAGGUCGACAAACCGAUGGCCCUGCCUCUAAUACCCUAACCGCCGCCGAGCCUAGUACACUUAGUCUCAGUGCACCUACGGUCUCAAUCUUUAUUCGAAUCAUUAGGCACCAACAUGAAUUGUUGAGUGUAGAAGAAUUAGAAAGAUUCAAAGAAGUUCGAACCCAAGCUGUCCAACUUCAUCCUAAACUAAUGAACUUCUUACCUGGCAAUGAGGAUGAACCAGGAAUUCAAUUAUCUUCAUUUGAUUCACGCACAGAGGCAGAGGUAGAUGCGUUUUAUAAAAAGAUGUAUGAUCUUGAAUUAUCAGUAGAUCAAAUCGUAGGCAUCUUAAGAGCUAUGAGAGAUAGCUCAGAAGUUCAUUCUCAUCAAUUCUUGGCCUGUCUACUUUCAGGUUUAUUUGAUGAAUAUAAAUUCUUUGCAACUUAUCCAGCUAAAGAAUUAGGAUUAACAGCUGCUUUGUUUGGGUCAUUGAUUAGAGAACAAUUGAUUGGAUAUGUACCACUUGGGAUUGCAGUAAGAUACGUAUUAGAUGCGAUCCGACAUCCGAUUGAAUCGAAAUGGUAUGCAUUCGGAUCUCAAGCUUUGGCAAGAUUUCAAAAUCGAUUAGAAGAAUGGCCGCAAUUGGCAGCUGCCGUUUCAGAAGUCGAAUCUUUAAAACUUACACAUCCUGAAGUGUAUCUUCGAGCGAAAUCGGUCUUGACGGGUGAUCGGUUUGAUGAAAAUCAAUACCUUGCAACUUUGGUUGGAAAAGGAGGAGAUGACGAUCUAGUGACUGGAGGUUUAAUUGGAGAUCAACAACUUACAAGAACAAAUUCAGAGGAUUCAGACGAACCGCUUGCACUACUGUUUCCUGCGAUUCAAUCUGAUGACGAUCUAAUCAAAAGAGAACUCAAACGAAGAAAGAUGUUAGGAACUUAUCAACAAGAUCAAUCAUCACAAGAAAGAGAUCCAAGAUUGAUGACUUCAAAAGAAAGUUUUAUUGAACCACCUGAAGCGACUUCAGAUAAGAUUUUAUUUAUAGUCAAUAAUCUAGCACCGAAUAAUUUAGAUUCAAAAUUAUCUGAACUUUCUAAUGCACUUAGUCCAGAGUUUGAUGGUAGAGCAGGAUUAAAAUUAAAUCUAAAGUUUGAAAUUGAAGUGUUGUGUAAAGCUUUAGAAGUAGAAUUGAACGAGAUUAAAGGAUCAGAAGAAGUUCGAAGAGAACUAGAAGAAGUAGAAGAGAUGAAAAAGAUCAAAGAAGGUAGAGAGAUUGGAGAAGGAGCGACUUCAAGUCAAUUACCAUUACAUUCACUUCAUCAACACUUAGGAACAGAUGCAGGAGUGACAGGUGGAAGAACAAGUGAAAUGGAGAUUGAGAAUGUGAUUGGUAGAGCUACUGGAAUGAUGUCACAACAACAAAGUUCACUUCAACAAUCACUUCAUCAACAACAAGUUUCUGUUGAUGGGAUUGAAGGUGUGGGGAAGAUUAUGGGAGGUGGAUUACAACCGUUAUCUACUGGUCAAGGAGGAUUAGGUGGACAAGUGGGAUAUGCGAAUAGUUUACAAGAUUUAUUGAAACAAGCUUUAGUCGAAUUACCUUUAUUGAUGAGGUUUGGAACUACUGGAGGUUCUGGGAAUGGGAUGUCUAAUGAUGAGAAUCGAAUGAAAUGGUGGAGAGGAAUCGUAUUUAAUUCGAUUGAAAGAGCCAUUCGAGAUAUUAUUGGACCAGUAGUCGAAAGAUCAGUCACGAUUGCAAGUCUUUCAACUCGAGAAUUAAUGUUGAAAGAUUUUGCAAUGGAAGGAGAUGAAAAUAAGAUGAGAUUAGGUUCAAUGAUGAUGGUUAGAGGUUUAGCUGGUUCAUUAGCUCUAGUGACUACAAAAGAACCUCUAAGGAAUAUGAUCAUUAGUAAUCUUAGAUCUUCGGUUUCUUCUUUUGAUCAAUGGACAGUCGAAGAAGACGAGAUUUUAGGUGUUACUAAUGAGAAUUUAGAAGUUGGAUGUCAGGUUAUUGAAAAAGUUGCGGCUCAGAAGGCUAUGAUGGAAAUCGAAAUUAGUUUAGGACCUGCUUUUGAAGCUAGAAGAAGACAUAGAGAGCAUACCACCAAUGCAUUUUGGGAUACAUCUGCAAUGGCAGCAUCCCAUUAUUCUGGAAUGUUACCUAUGCCAUUAAGAUUAAAAUUAGGAGGAUUAGAUGAAGAUCAAUUGAGGAUUUAUCAAGAAUUUUCAAUUCAUCAAUCGAUUCCUUCUACCGGUAAUCCUAAUAAUUCUACUUGGGGUAAUUCUGGUUUACAAUCACAAGGUGGGAAUAAAGAUGAUGAAGGGGCAGGAAGGGAAGGUGAAGUUAGACAGAAGGAUGUGGUUAAUGAAGCUAUGAAUGCAAUCAAUUCUUUGGCAGCUGAAUUAGAUUCAACAACCAAUGUAGAUGAAAGUUCGAUUAAAGAAGGAUUAGAAACUUUGAUGGGAUAUCUAAAUGAAGGAGGAGCUACUUUAAUGGUUGCACAAAAAUCAGUUGCAAUGUUAUAUAGAUCUCAAUCUGAUAGAUUAGGACGUGAAGUGUUUGUUAGAGUCUUGGAAAGGAUUUGUUUCUUGAGUCCUAAAGUCGGACAAGAAGUCUGUCAAUGGUUGUUAUAUGCUGAUGAUGAAAGGAAGUAUAGUGUUCCGGUUACUUUGGCAUUAGUUUCAAGAAGGAUUGUACCGGUUGUUGAAUUCGAUGGUGUUAUGGCUAGAUUGAUCUUGAAGGAUUUUAAACCCACUCUCAUGAGUUUUGUGGCGCAAUUCUUGGUGGCUAUUGUGGAAUCUGAAGGUUGUGUAAUACCGAUUGGAAUGAUGAAACAUUCAAUUAUGACUUUGAAUAGAGCUGUUCAAAUUGGUCGUGCAAGUCCUGAGGUGACAAGUAUCAUGGAAAGAAUGCAAAACAAAUUAUCAGUAGUGAUGAGUAAAGAAUCAGAUCCGAAAUCGAUAAACAACAACAACACAAGUACAAGAGAAGAGAAUGAAUUAAGAGAACAAUUAAGUUUUUGUUUUGCAGAAUGGAUUCGAAUCUAUUCGAAUUCAUAUUCAAUAGAGAAACCAUUUAUAGAUUUUGUUGGAUCAUUACAAGCACAUGGAAUUUUAAAAGGAGAAGAACUUUCAUCAGCAUUCUUUCGAAUUUGUAUGGAAUUAAGUUUAGAUUCAUAUAUCAAAUCUAAAGCAAAUGGAGGACAACCUAAUAGAGGAAUUUUUCAACCAGUCGAUGGAUUUGCAAAAUUGAUUUCAUUAAUGAUCAAAUACCAUACAGACCCAACAGGUGAAGAUAUUGGUAAAGCUAAAACUCAUUAUAUGAUGAAAUUAUUAUCAAUUGUUUUAUUGGUGAUGAGUAAAUUUCAAAAAGAAUUAGGUCAACAUUUUCAACAAAAACCGUUUUUUAGAUUCUUUUCUAGUUUAUUGGUUCAUUUAAAUUCACUAGAAUCACAUCUUGGUAAUUCUUAUCAAUCUUUGAUGAUGACUAUCAGUAAUUUGAUUGAUUCGAUGCAACCUGCGAACUUCCCUGGAUUUGCUACUUCUUGGAUGGCAUUAAUUAGUCAUCGACUAUUGAUGCCUAAAUUAUUGAUGUUUAAAGAUCGAGAAGGAUGGCCAACAGUUCAUAGAUUACUUUUAACGCAUUUAAAGUUUUUAAACCCGUUUUUAAAAGAAAAUCAAAAGAUGGAUGAAGUCUCACAAACACUUUAUACAGGCACUGUACGAAUCUUUUUAGUGUUAUUACACGAUUUUCCAACCUUCUUAGCAUUUUAUUAUCAUUCAUUCCUUAAUGGAUUACCGAUUUAUGCUAUUCAAUUAAGUAAUGUGAUCUUAGCUGCUUAUCCGGUUGGAAUUAGAUUAGUAGAUCCAUUUGUUAGUGGGUAUCAAUUAGAAAAUAGUUUAGAAGUUAAAUCAAUACCAUUAAUCGGCUCUGAUUUUACAAGUGUUUUAGAAAUCAAUGGAAUCAAAGAAAGGUUUGAAAAGGUUUUCAGUUUAGUUGAACUUGGAAUUGGAGGAAGAACAGAAUUAGAAAUCGAAAGGAAAGAAUUAAUUGUAGAGUUCAAGAAUCGAAUUGAAAUUGAUAGGAAAUCUUCGAAUGGAUUGAUCAAUGCAUUGGUUUUGACACUUGGAAUUAAAGCGAUUGGGACUGGAAAGUUUGGGGAUGUUGGGAAUGGGUUUGAUGAAAGUUGUGAAUCUGUGAUUAUCUUGAAAGAACUUAUUGAAACAUCUGAUCCAGAAGUUCGAUAUAUGAUACUUGUUUCAUGUAUAUAUCAAUUAAGAUGGCCAAAUGCACAUACGAAUUGGUAUGUAAACUUAUUACUGAACAUUUAUUCCAACAAAACCAAUUCUUCAAGUUCGAUCACUUCAACCAACACAAACGGAAGUCAUUCAAGAGAAAUCAUUAAAGAACAAAUCUUAAGAGUCUUCUUGGAAAGAAUCUUGGUACAAAGACCUCAUCCGUUUGGAAUAAUUUAUGGAUUUAUUAAAUUAUUGGGAUUGAUGAAAGAAGAAAAAGAGAAAGAUGGAGAGAUUGGAGGAUUGAGAGUGAUUGAAGAAUGUAAAGAAUUAAAAGCAUUGUUUGGGAUUUGUAGAAGGUUUGUUUAAAGAUUUGAAAGAUAAAAAAGAUUGAAAAGGAUAAGAAAGAAGUAUAGAAUAGAUUGGAUUGGAUUGGACUGGAUUGGAAAGAAAUUGUAUUUUGAAAAAAGUGAUGUGAAGGGGUGGAUUGAUUUUUUUCUUGUGUGCGUUGUGUGUGUGUGUGUUUUUAGAUAUGAAACAAAAUGUUUGUUGAUUUUUUUAGAAGAAAAAAAAUCGUUAUCUUUUCUUUUCUGUUUUCUUUUCUCUUUUUUUUUUAUUCUUCUUCCUUUUUUUUUCUUUUUGGUUCUGGUUUCUUAAAUCUUUUUACUUGGAGAAUUUGAUGGGAUAUAUAUAUAUAUUCAUAUAUAAUGGUAAAUAUAUAAAUAUACGUAUAAUUUUUU